This is a messenger RNA of Physcomitrium patens, 4329 nucleotides long. The record is from RefSeq and is a predicted model, not a curated record. NCBI's taxonomy places the organism in Eukaryota, Viridiplantae, Streptophyta, Bryopsida, Funariales, Funariaceae.
CUAGUCUGUUCUCCUCCGCAUGAGCUCACUGCCCUCCAUUCAAUCGCCACUCACUACCUCAUUUAUUGAAGUCGUCUGUUCCGCGGUCAAACUCUAAAGGUUUGAUGAUUGAUCACUCUGUUUCUCGGGCUGGACGAACUGGGCCGGAAGUUGAUUAUUCGGUGAUUUACGAUGCGCGGCAAGUGAGGCCAGAGCUUGGAGGAAGACACUGGCUGGCUGUAGACCUGGCGGACAGGAGGGAAUCUAGGCGGGAGCAGGAGGAUGUGUUGCUAUGCUUUACUCUGGUGCCAGUGAGGUGAAUUGGUGAAUCAGAGUUUUGAUUGAGAAGCACUUGCGGGUAUUGAUCAGGAAUUGUGGUAAAAAGAAUUAAGAGACUGCCAGCCGCUUGGAGGCUCAUGUGGGACGGGGAUAUCUACACGUUGCUGACACAUAGUUUAGGAAAUGCGAAGAAUUUGGUUUCCAGGUUCGUCAUUUGACGUGAAAAGGUGUCUUGUUGUUCCCGAAGAUGAGAUCCGGACGGCGCGCCAAAUCUGGGGAGGGGUCUUCGUCCAGGUCCGAAAGAUGGAAAGAAAAGGGGGAAGAGAGUUUUCGCCGAUCUGGUUUAGAGGGGCUCAAGGAUUUCUCUCGCAAACUUGUGAAUGUUGAUGCAUUUGUUCUUGAGAUCCAAGAAUGGAUUGAAGAGAGGCUUCAUACUUCCCCUUACGGAAAGACGCAGUUCCGUUCGCCUUUUCAAGUUGAUCAGCUUCGGACACUCGAUUAUGCAUUAGUCAGUGUGUCCUUCCAGCAGCUCCUUCGAAUGCCGGUUUCUCAGUCAUACACGCCCUCUCUCGAGCCUGCCGUGUAUCUGGCUGUGGAAGACUUUAUGCAUACAGCAACGCAACGGUUAUGGGAGACGUUUUGGGAUGCUUCCGAAGAACCUGAGCCUAUGCCAUUUUACAUUAUGGGCCCUCAUACUUCUGCUUCAGAUUCCCUGUCGGCUUUAGUUUUGGACAAAGCGAGUUCAAGGGGGUCAGGGGAAACGUUGCCUGGAGCUGCUAUUAUUGCCAAAAAUGGCUCCAGUGGAGAUGGUGGACAUGUUUUAUGGGACCAUGUUGCUGUAUUUGUCGAAGUUAGGGAGGAUGUUACAGGAGCUAUGUCGAAGGGUUCGCAGUCGGCCCCUUCUUUAGAGGUUAUUGGCCGUGCUCUUUUUCACGGUCUUCUGAUGCUUACGUCGAGAUCCUUAUCUAAGAAACCAUCCAUUCGGUAUAAUGCUGAUACUGCCUACGUCUUAUUUGUGAAUUCAAGACAAGGUGGAGUUGUGAGGCUCAAGGGAGACGUUUCAAAGUUGGAAACCAAUACAAACAAUGUGUACGUGCGUGCUGCUAAGUGGAUUAAGGAACAUGCGGAAGUUACUGUGUGUCCAGUGGAACAAGUGUGGAAUAGGUUUGGUAAUUCAAAUUGGGGAGAUAUGGGUGCAAUGCAACUUCUACUAGCAAUUUUUCACUCGAUCGAGCAGUGCCGAGGUCCGCCCAGGAAUCCACUUGCAGAGAUGGCAGCUUUGCAUAAUGAAAGAGUGCAGCACAGAUUGUUGGAACGUGAGAAUUUGGAGUUGCAAGAAUUGGGUGAAACAGGAUCUUCUCAACGCAGCAAUUCGCUUCGACGUAGCAGCCGGCCUGAAAUUCUGGAAAUUGAGGAAGAAGAGGAGGAUAUUGAGAUCGAGGAUAGUCGACGCGCCCCGGAUCAUGUUAUGAAGCUUGAACCUGGCACAAUAUUAUGGCUUGAGGAUGCCCAUUGGCAGCGAGGAUUUCAAAUUCAAGAGCAACUAGGCAGGAGGAAUUCUGUGUACAGUGCAAUAUCUCUUGAUGAGGUUGGAAAGCCUCUAGCGGUCCAUAUUGGGGCACAUCCGUCACAAUUGGAGCCCUCCUGGGAAGACAUGAGUACAUGGUACCAGGUCCAGAGGCAGACACGGGUGCUAAAUAUAAUGAAGCAGCGGGGUGUUUUCAGCAAGUACUUGACGCAGAUUAUUGCAUCCGGCAGACUUAUGCACCCAGGCCCAUGCUCGAAGAAGAGUCCUGCGAGUCGUUGUGAUCAUCCUUGGUGUGGAACUCCUGUUCUGGUUACAGCCCCCAUAGGAGAAACCGUGGAUUUGGUUGUUGAAAGAGAAGGUGUAUUUCCGGUGGAAGAAGCCCUUCGGAUUUGCCAUGAUUGUUUAUCAGCCUUGCGGAGUGCUAGCUCAAUUGGUAUUCAACAUGGAGACAUCACCCCGGAUCAUGUCAUUCGAGUGACAGGAAGUGACGAUGAGUAUUAUUAUGUUUUGUCGGACUGGGGUCAUGCUGUCUUGGAGGAGCGAGACAGCCCCGCUUUGUCUCCGCAGUUUUCGUCUACUGCAGCUUUACAAGACGGGAAACUGUAUCCUGCUUCUGACACAGAGAGUUUGGUGUACCUUCUUUACUACAUCUGUGGUGGUAUCAUUCCAGAGUUUGAUAGCAUGGAGGCAGCCUUGCAGUGGAGGGAUAGGGUAUGGGCCCGGCGAAUUAUUCAACAGCAGCUAGGGGAGGUCUCUGCUGUUCUGAAGGCUUUUGCCGAUUAUGUAGACACUCUCUGUGGCACCCCUUAUCCCGUUGAUUACGACAUAUGGCUGCAUCGCUUGGCGCGAGCGCUCAGUAUUGAUCCCAGCAAGAACGAACUCUCAUCCGGCCGUCUGGAGUUUAUGGCAGAAUCAUCUGGGACCUCUGCUCCUUCAGUAAGCUGAGUAAUUUAGAAAUGUGAUGCCUCAACUGCGUGCUUGCAAAGGAGCAGCAAAGGCUGCUGUGAAUUUGUGAGAAAGAUACUAAUGUAUGGUUCAUUACAGCUCAUCCAACUUCAGCUGUUCCAAACGUAAAGACCAUCGGCUUAUCGUUUACUUUCAGAGUGACUGGCCAGUGUCUAAUUCCAGGUAUACUUUGACAUGAACACGCUGUUAAACCAGCGGAGUAUAUUCGUGCGGAUGACUAAAAGCUACGUACUCUGUCACUCUAUGAAAUGGUUCUCCUUCAUCCAGUUUCAAGUGCUCAGCUUGACAGGCUGAAGCAUGAGUAUUUUCACUGGUGUUUUAGGUGAUGCUGCUUUAAUCAAAUCAGAGAUUUUCUCAGUGAUUUAGAGCUAAGAAUCACAUAGGGUUGACCUGUUGAUUUGCACAUACCUAAAUAGGUAAGUUGUAAGUGCCUGGUCGUGAUGUCUAUUUAUUGUAAUCUGGGAUGGCAGCAUUUGCUGUAGAUCUCGGGAGGAGGAACUUAGAUUGCCCGCCAAUCCUGAUGAAGGUGUUGAGGUGGGCUUUUCCUGUGGUAAGAAUGUUGUGAAGGAAUUGUGCAUACAAACAAGGCAUUCUGGCGGAAUAAUUCCCAAACACAGUUCAAGGAGCACAAUCGUUGGAGGUCUUCGUAAAGCUUCGAGUCCUUUUUUGGGGUGAUAAGCUGCGCUCUGUUGGUGAAUGACGAAGACGCACCGAGGGAGUCCUGCUCAAGUGGCAACCUGUUGCUCUGAGGGGUCUGGACAAACUUUUCAUUGCUGGGAGGGAUUUCUGUCAGGGUAUGUGUACAAGACGUAUAUGUGACUACCUUAAUUGGUCAACCAGAUUGGUGAAGUACGAGCAAAAUUUAAGUAAGCGAUGCAUAAGAAAUCGAUCUUUCUGUAAGAUUAUCAAGACUAAGCAGUUUUGUCUUGAAUUUUAACGUGAUAUGUACUACUUACUGAACUUGCCUCCUCCUCCCUCAUUAUUUAGUCUUCUACUCACAAGACCCAAGAGAAACAGUUCCAAUUGUCUAUUCACUCUGCAGCAUGUCUACGCAAUUUGUGAGCGGGACCUGCCCGGGCCAAGACAAAGCUAAGUGAAUGGGGAAUCAGGGCAAUUGGUGAAAAUUCCGAACUCUGACUGUGCCUUCGUUGCCUUCGUUGGUAGCCAGAGAGUCCGUUUGCCGGAACUCGAUGCUUCUCGUGCUCAAUUUCAUUAUAGCCUUGCCUCAUUUUCUUUUUUGUGGUUACUGCCCGUAGUGUAACGACGCCAGCGAUUUGAGCAACUGCACCUGCGCGUCAACGCUAAGUUUCUUUUUGUAACUCCUAGCAGCGCCCGCUGUGACCAUAGCUGCGUCUUUCCUGGCCGUGUUUGCUGGUGCUCUUGGAGCAGCUACGUUGUUGGCAUCGUUUUCCUACCUAGUCCAGAGUGGCACCGCUGAGGAUGAACAGGCGUCUGUCCUUCGCGGCUAUGGCUGAGACGAGACUAAGGGUGAUGAAGGACCAGAUAUGUAGCAUUUUUUGUGAUCAUCGUAAGAUCACAAACCUGAAUGCACAUGUAUGAGCAUGUUUAAUAUGUGA